GGUGAAGCUGAAGCGGGAGGAGGUGCGGGGAGCGAGGCUUUGGUGCAGCAUUUCGGGCGCCCUCCCUCAUCUCUCUGCGGUGAAUGGCGGCGGGAUGGAGCGCGAGGGGAGUGGCGGCAGCGAGGGGUCGGCGGGACUCCUGCAGCAGAUCCUCAGCCUGAAGCUCGUGCCGCGGGUGGGCAACGGGACCCUGUGCCCCAACUCCACUUCUCUCUGCUCCUUCCCAGAGAUGUGGUAUGGCGUGUUCCUGUGGGCACUGGUGUCCUCGCUCUUCUUUCAUGUCCCCGCUGGAUUGCUGGCCCUCGUCACUCUCAGACAUCACACAUAUGGUAGGUUCAUGUCUGUAGGCAUCCUGUUGAUGGGCAUCGUGGGACCAGUUGCUGCUGGCAUCCUGACAAGUGCAGCCAUUGCUGGAGUCUACCGAGCAGCAGGGAAAGAGAUGAUACCAUUUGAAGCCCUCACCUUGGGCACUGGACAGACUUUCUGUGUGGUGGUGGUCUCCUUUUUACGGAUUUUAGCUACUCUAUAGCAUACGCCCUGAUGCUGUGAUGUCAGCCUGAGCCCUCAAAGAAUACAUCAUAGAGCACACAGUUCUUAGUUCUUCAAAUGGAAGUGACUUGGAUAACCAGGAGUGUGGACAGCUCAGCCCAUCUUCACUUCGAAGCUCCAGCAUUGAAGAUCUUAGCAGACUCCCAUCCUUCUCAGGAGAAACAAACGUUCCUUGGCUUUCUUUUUUUUUUUUGAGGAUAUUGAAGAACUUUUACACAUGCAUACCUUGACCCAAACCAGGCCACCGAUGCCUCUGGAUUGGUAUUCCUUGCACUAGUAUUUUCUGUAUUCUGUGAGAAAAUGCAGUGUCGCAUAUUUCAGAGAUAUGUGGGAAAUACUGGUUUCUUUCAAGUGAGCACAGUUCACUGUACUAAACUCUUAAUUGAUCUAAUCUUGAUUAAAAUUUGGCAGACUCUUCUUUUGCUACAUCUUCGUGAUGAUGACGCCAAGUAGAUUUUGAUUGAGUAUAACUUUGAGAACAAAUUUGGUGAAAUAGAAAAGGGAAAAUUGAAGCAUAACUCAAGUAGUGGCUUUGGUUCCACUUUCAAAGAAAAAGAGAGCUACUGAGAAUGUGAUAUCUCUGGUAAUUAUCUUGACCUCUGAUUAUUUAAUGUAUUUUAAGAGAUGUGAAUUUAUGUUUUGUACAUUGAUCAGAAUAAGCUAGCUAAUUGAGACUUUUUGGUGUUUUGUGGGCUUUUUUGUUUUGUUUUGUUUUGUUUUGAGACAGGGCCUCACUGUGUAGACCAGGCUAGCCUUGAACUCAAGAUUCUCUUGC
This is a messenger RNA of Castor canadensis (American beaver), 1324 nucleotides long. It is a transcript of the gene Tmem170a, whose product is annotated as transmembrane protein 170A. Lineage: Eukaryota; Metazoa; Chordata; Mammalia; Rodentia; Castoridae. The record is from RefSeq and is a predicted model, not a curated record. Gene Ontology annotation, cellular component: endoplasmic reticulum membrane. Gene Ontology annotation, biological process: endoplasmic reticulum tubular network organization.